CGCGUCGUCCUCGAGCACCAUCCCAACAACUCCGGUCACAUUACAGCCAGGCCGCCAGGGCCGAGCUGAAAGAACGUCUUCAGGCUACUCCAACAACUUGACCGGUCCCGAGGGUUCAGGAAAGACGUAGGACACCGAAAAUGCAUAAUCAUGCCUGACGUUCCAGGGCAUGGCUUUCUGUUAUGCAUCAGCUCAGAACCACCGCCGCUACCUGGUUCAGCACAAAGUAAUGGCUCAAUCCCUACAGCCGGCCGCACGCGUCCCUCCCUCACGAGAAAGUCCAUAAUGUUGGUCACCACGUACUUCUCGGGAUUACAUGCAAGACACAGGACUGCUUUUCGGACGUUGUAUUUCAGAAUCUCUUGCCUGAAGAUCUCGAACCAUUAUAGUAUAUUCGAAUUAGUGUCAUUGCCGGGGGAACGCUGCUCUUCGGUCGAUGCGAAAUUCCGUUCUUUUGGACGUCAGCAUCAAGGAUCAGGUGUAGCUCUCGGGGCUCGCGGCCAUCAGAGACACCCAUCAACUGCAGGUUUUACAUCAUUGAGCGCCUUGUCUCAACGCCGUUCACAGAGUCCUCUCGAGGUGAAUCCCCCAUGGACUUUGCUUUGUCUUGUCAGCUACCAUCGUUCCUCGGUGAAACACCAUGGGGUGUCUCUCCGCAUUUUCCCAACCCCGCAGCCCGUCGACGGCCAUCGGGGUCCAUUCCCCAGCAUGGUACUGUCACACGAGCAUACAGUAUGUAUUGCCUCUGUCUAUCCAAAUUCCAUUACAUCAGUGUCACCUGCAGAACUCUCCGUCGGAUCAGCUAGUUUUUUAGAGCCAGGCCAGUAAUCCUUGUUAGCAUAUAACACCAGAACAAAAUUGCAGGCUAGAUGGCCACAAUUAGCUGUUUAUGGGAAUGUACAUACUCAUUCUGACAUUGUUUCAAGUUCUCCCUGUGCUUCACUGUUCGUGGGUACCAAUGCAAACCAGAUGUCACCACAAUGGCACAUGAGUCCAUCAUAACAGUGUGUGCCAACAACUUGCCAUCUGGAUUUUGCACCUGGCAUCAGUAAACCACUUUGUGUGCUGGCAGUCCUAGGGAAUCUGUCCAGUGCUGGACAGCUCUGGACAGCUCUGGCCAGCAAAAGUGAUUUACUGAUG
Pisolithus orientalis is the source of this 1140-nucleotide messenger RNA. RefSeq lists its product as uncharacterized. Bases 151 to 828 code for a protein of 225 amino acids. NCBI's taxonomy places the organism in Eukaryota, Fungi, Basidiomycota, Agaricomycetes, Boletales, Pisolithaceae. The record is from RefSeq and is a predicted model, not a curated record. The transcript is spliced from 4 exons.